AUGGCUUCUGCAGGUGUUGCCUCAAGAGGGCCUAUGCUUAACGGCAAUGAAAGGGACUACAAUCACGUUUCUGAUAAAGAGUAUGUUAAAUUUAGAAAUCUAGCCGAAGAAGCUUAUUCCAAGAGACAGAAGCUUUCUGCCCUGUCACAGCAAGCCUAUCAAAAGGGAGACAAAAAAUCUGCGAGUGAGCUUUCAAGAAAGGCCAAAGAGCAAUUGUCAAUUGCGGAAGGUUAUAAUGAAAAGGCAGCAACAUAUGUCUUUCUCGAGAAUAACAAAGACUCGGACGACGAUGACAUUGACUUACAUGGCCUGUAUAUUAAGGAGGCAGAGUAUAUUCUAAAACAGCGAAUUAUCAGUGGCAUUAGUAAAAACCAACCAAAGUUGGAUUGCAUUGUUGGCAAGGGACUACACUCAAAGGACGGCGUUGCAAAGUUGAAGCCAGCAGUUGAAGAACUAUGUCGUAAAGCUAACUUGAAAUGCUGGAUCGAUGAGAAGAAUGCUGGGGUAUUGCACAUUGGUUUGAAGAAUGCUUCCAUCCCUCAAUCAUGGUAUGACAUUAAUCCACAUGGUAUAGGUGCCAUGGAUGAUAACUACUUUGCAUAUCAUCCUAACGAGAUCCCCCAAGGUCACCAACCAUCACACCAGUACAAUUAUGCUCAGUCUCAACCUCAACCUCAACAACAAGCCAACACAAACAUACAACCUUAUCAUCAACAAAACUAUCACCAGCAACAGCAACAACAGCAACAACAACAACACAAUAACAACAACAACGAGGAAAUGGCUCUUGCACUGUGUUCUGUUGCAGCUGCUUUGUUUAAAUGUUUCUACAGAUAG
This is a messenger RNA of Pichia kudriavzevii, 837 nucleotides long. RefSeq lists its product as uncharacterized. The coding region runs from base 1 to 837 and encodes 278 amino acids. The record is from RefSeq and is a predicted model, not a curated record. NCBI's taxonomy places the organism in Eukaryota, Fungi, Ascomycota, Pichiomycetes, Pichiales, Pichiaceae. The transcript has 2 exons.